GUAAAGACGAAUUCUUCAAAGAUGAUUUCUAAAACUAAUAUUUUUUCACAUAUUGUUUGUCAAUAUGUUGGUAUCAGAAAUUAACUAACAUACUUUAGAAUUUUAUCACACUGUAAUAAUAAUCUUUAAUUAAAAGGAUAUCAAUUGAUAUGAUAACACGAUACAAUAAUUCAGUUGCUGCUUGUAUAACUAUAAAGAAUGAUAUUAUUUUAUACAAUAUUAUGCCUCAUACCAUGUACGUGGGCCAUGGAAAGGCGGAUGAUAGAACCACCAAUAAGGGUGGACCUCUCAUCGCCCGGAGACGUUCAAUUUUUCAGUACUUCUGAUGUUAAAACCAGUUGGAUAACUAUGCCGAUCGACCAUUUUGAUCCGCAAAAUAAGGAUACUUAUCAAAUGCGUUUCAUGUUCAACGAUGAAUUCUUCGGAGGUGACGGAUAUCCAAUCUUCAUUCUUGUGGGAGGAGAAUGGGACAUCGUUGAAGGCUGGCUGCGAGCCGGUAACAUGUAUGAGGCGGCGCGUGAGAAUAAGGGCUACCAGUUUUAUACGGAACAUAGAUAUUAUGGAGAAUCUUUGCCAUAUCAGAACUUCACGACACAGAAUUUACGUUUCUUAAACGUAGAUCAAGCGCUAGCUGACCUCGCAUAUUUCAUAAGUGAAAUGAAGAGCCACCCUAGAUUUGCUAACAGUAAAGUGGUGUUGUAUGGAGGCUCGUACGCGGCGAACAUGGUGAUUUGGUUCAAGCAGAAGUACCCACAUCUGGUGGUCGGUGGUGUAGGCUCCAGUGGACCUAUUCUAGCUAAAGUUGAUUUUACAGGUUAUUUGGAAGUUGUCCAUCAAGCAUUUUUAUCGGAAGGCGGUGAGCAAUGCAUUGCGACAAUAAGGCAAGGUAUAGCUGACACAAUAGCAGCUAUGAAUACAGAGGCUGGAAGACGGGAGCUAGAGAGAAAUCUUAGAUUGUGUGCACCGUUAGACUACAAUAAUGAAUACGAGUUGGGAUUCCUUUCGGGACUCAUCAGUUGGACAUUUUCGACCUCCGUCCAGCAAGCCCGGCCAGGCUCACUUCGAACUAUAUGCGAUAAUUUCGCAACUGAAGCUUACGGAACCAAUCCAAUGGAGAAAAUCGGUGGCUACAUUGCCACUAUACGCAAUCUAGGUGAAGAUGAUUGUUGGAACAUAAAUUACGAGAAUUACAUCGAAGGCUAUAGAAACAGAAAUACUAAUUCCCGUGCAUGGUACUAUCAAACGUGCACAGAGUACGGGUACUACCAGACUGCGCCGCGCAUUGGCACCGUGUUCGAUCAACUGCGCUGGUUAUCUGUGGCCUUUUAUGUAGAUGUUUGUAAACAGGCUUAUGAUCCAAGUUUCGACGAAGCAUUCGUAUACGCGGCUGCAGAUCGCGUCAAUCGUGUUUAUGGGGGUUUAGAACCCAAAGUGAACAAUACAGUCAAUAUUCAUGGUAUUAUUGACCCGUGGCACGCUCUCGGAGUGUAUGAAGAGGACUUGUCUGAGACUUCGCCUACUUAUACUGUGCCGAGGGCAUCCCAUUGCUUCGACAUGCAACGUUGGUUAAGAACAGAUACAAUUAGAAUGACAAACGCGCAACAGGCCGCGCGAAGACUGAUUGCUAGUUGGCUGAAGUGAUUCAUUGUUUCAUAUUAUGAAGUAUAGAAUAAUAAAUAUUUGUAUUGCUAAA
Messenger RNA from Colias croceus (clouded yellow), 1693 nucleotides. Its product is annotated as putative serine protease K12H4.7. The transcript is spliced from 10 exons. Gene Ontology annotation, biological process: proteolysis. NCBI's taxonomy places the organism in Eukaryota, Metazoa, Arthropoda, Insecta, Lepidoptera, Pieridae. Gene Ontology annotation, molecular function: dipeptidyl-peptidase activity; serine-type exopeptidase activity. The record is from RefSeq and is a predicted model, not a curated record. Bases 199 to 1641 code for a protein of 480 amino acids.